AUGGACAAGGUAAAGAAAUUACGAGGGAAGUUCAUCUUCCUCUUCAUUGCUACCCUCAUCUUCAUCUGCAUCGUCACCAUGAGAAUACCUCCGACAUACAGGUCGCUUCCAAACCCACGUGGGCUUCAGAAAACUUGCCCUUUUCAGAUCUCUGAGGAGACCAUCACCCCCCUCAACAACACCAAGCACCUCCUGAUGACAGCCUUCAUGGACCAGAGAGUGAAUGGUUUUGAUAUACGCAUCAUUAGCAUAUUUAGGAGAGACUCCAUGCAGCCCCUUCACUGUCUUUUCUGCUGUGAAGGCUACUUAUCAAGGACAACUCCAGCAACCAUUUCAGAGCACUCAGACAACUUUGGCUUUCCCUUUGUCACGACAGAUGUCAUGUGUCAGAUUCCUCAGAACUGCAACGCUACACACGUUACUCUUCUGACUCAGCCAGAGAGUUCAAAUGGACCUAACCAGACUUGGCUCCCCAUAAGAAACAAAAAGACCAAUGGGAAGGAGGAGACAAAGUUACAGUUUAAUUUCACAGUCUGCAUCUCUAACCUGUUUGGAGACUACAACAAUGUGCUUCAGUUUGCACAGACCCUGGAGAUGUACAGGUUGGUGGGUGUGGACAGAGUGGUGAUCUAUAACACCAGCUGUGGCCCAGACCUCGACCGCCUGUUGCACAGCUACAGCCAGGAGGGCUUCGUGGAGAUGGUUCCUUGGCCCAUCGACAAGCAUAUGAAUCCAUCUCGUGGCUGGCUCUUCUCACAGCACGGAGGGGACAUGCACUACUUUGGCCAGUUAGCCACACUUAAUGAGUGUAUUUACAGAUCCAUGGACCGGUCCCGCUAUGUCCUGUUGAACGACAUAGAUGAGAUUAUAAUGCCGUACCAACACGACGACCUGAUGUCUGUGAUGAACACUCUCCAACAGCAGCAUCCAAAUGCUGGAGUGUUCCUCAUAGAGAAUCAUAUUUUUCCCAAGAAACCCUUUGAGGAAAGUAAAAGGGGUCCCCUGCCUCACUGGAGAGGGGUGCCAGGCUUUAAUAUUCUGGAGCACAUCUACAGGGAGGAGCCCGACAGAAACGUAUAUCACCCCUACAAGCUGAUAGUUCAGCCGAGGUCGGUGGAGCAGACCUCAGUACAUGAAGUGCUCAAGAUGUUUGGAGAAAAGUUCAAGGUUCCCCUGGAAGUCUGUCGUAUCAUUCACAGCCCGAUCAGUACCCCGGUACAGCGUCCGGUGGAGCAGAUGCAUGUGGACACCCGACUGUGGGACUUCAAAGACAGACUGUUACCCAGAGUGACUAAGGUGCUGACAAGAGCCAGGCUCCUGAGUUCAGGGGGGGAGAGCUGACGGAUAGGAUGAACAGCAGUGUUUUCACAACUUUGGACUGGCCCAGGCUAAUGGAGACUGCUAGGUCUAACUUAUUUAACAUUUACUGAAUGUUUACACGGAAGUGACAGUCGGCAAACUUGUCUGCGUUAGGAUGUACUGUCAACUUUUGCAAUUAAUGCUUGAGGCUUUGAAUGUAAAAAUUUUAAAAUGGGCAUAUUCCAGUACGUAAUGCUGCAAAUACUAGCUUUUAUAUUUAUUUAUAAUUUAUUUAGGCUAAUAAGCCUAACAAGAAGAGCGCACUCAGUGGACUGUGGCCAACUUAGUUAAUCUAGAGAUAAUGUGCAUUUUUUUUUUCUUCCCCAUGACCAGUCGACUGAUCAAAGAGUAGGUAGGAUUUCAGUCAACCAAGAUUGUCUUUGGUUGACUACAGCCCUGAUUUUAAUUACAGUACGACCACACCCCAAGUUCAAAAGACACAAAAUUCUGUCCCUGACUGACUGAGUGAUGAAGUUACGCCUUUGGUCGGUACAAGACCAAUCAGCAUUCAGAAUAUCUAACACCAUGAUCCUACACACUCCGACCCAGUAGGUUGCAGUGUGCACCUUUAAAAUUGGUUUGCAAUCUGCCGAUCCUCAGCAGGAGGAGAAGGAGAGCUCAUUCCACAUAAAGGGAAAUGGAUGUAGCACAGGCAGUGAAGCUGCUGCUCUCACCAAGUACGACUUGGUUUCCUUCAUUCGUGCCAAAAAGAGCCUCUGAAAAGACGUCCUGAGGAGCAUGGAAAACACGGUUUUUGAUUUGCUGUUCACAUGUUUCUGUAAUACUAAUAUAACGGAAACUGGACUCAGCGUGUACUGACAAAACACAGAGAUCAUGCGCUUUUUACCAAUAUUAUAAGUUUCACACUCAUUUAUUUAUGGUUUUCUGGUUAUAAUAUAUUCAAUAUAAUAUUUGACCCAUCCGCCUGAGGAAAAGCUUGAAAUGCUCUGUAAUCCGGAGAAGCAGCCAGUCCAAGCUAUUUUUGGUGUUCUCUGUGCCAUCAUGUGUCUGUAAUCUACUCACAUAUUAGUAAAUAGUAAAUUAUAUUGCGCUUUUUUUUUUUUUUACAUUCAACAGUUUCCAUCUUUUUUCCAUUUUGGAAGACAUUUUCCACAGUUUUUUGCGGAUAAGAGAUGGUGGCAUUACAGGCAUUCAGUACACUCACAGAUGCCACAAAGACAAAGGCAAUAGAUGUCCUAUGUUUGUCUUUGUGCCACCUUUCAUGAUAAGUGUACAACAAAUACAGUGCAGCAUGUGAGUCAACUGGGAAUGACUGUGCAAGGCUCUGUGCUGCCAUCUGCUGGGGGAAAACAAGUUUCCCACUACCACUUUGCCACUACCUCUACAACUGCCAAUACUACUCAUCACCCUCAGCAUAAACUGGGUUUACAUUGUUCUAGGACAGCUGGAAAAAUUGGGAUACAAUUAUGAGAACAAAAGUGGUCAUAGUGUGUCACAAGAGAUGACACAUUCAUGAGCAAAUAUACAGUAGGGUUUAAAUUUCCAAACGUAUCAGUUUGAUACUGUGUAGCUGAGAGACUUGAGUUCAAGAAAGGAUGCGGUUCGUCGAAAUGAUCAACUGACUGUGAACAUCACGGACCUAACACUUACUGCAUGACUUGGAAACAGUCGUCAAGCUGUGGCGAGACAAUUCAAUGUCUGUUUGUGUUGGCUUACAGCUUCUUAGAUUAACUCGCACUGUUACCGGUAAAUGUUACGCAGGGUCAUAGUUUCAUAAUUUCCUCUGUUUUCUUUCAGUCACAUUUUCUACUUCUUCACCACAUCCAUACAACCCUUACCCUUUACCUGUUUUUUGUGGGGCUUCAGUUAUUUCUGUGUAUGUAUAUGACUCAGGUUUUCAAAAAUUUAGAAAUCUUUAUGGUAUCUAAAGGCUCUAUGAAAAUAUUCUGGUAUUUUUUUAAAUCCAGAAUUCGUGUAGUUUUUCUUUGGAAUGUGUGCCAAAUUUGUCUUCUGUCCUGGUAAAUAUGCUUGAUUAACUUGAUUAAAUGACAGGAGGUUUCGAGCUGGCACCGUGUUAACUUUUAAGGAAAUAAACAUGAACAUUUUCUCUUCCCCUUUUAAUUGUGACAUAAAGUAAAAAUACUGAAAGUAAAGUGUGUUUUGUGUU
Toxotes jaculatrix (banded archerfish) is the source of this 3487-nucleotide messenger RNA. RefSeq lists its product as uncharacterized. The transcript has 4 exons. The record is from RefSeq and is a predicted model, not a curated record. Bases 1 to 1341 code for a protein of 446 amino acids. Lineage: Eukaryota; Metazoa; Chordata; Actinopteri; Toxotidae.